Pseudovirgaria hyperparasitica is the source of this 1267-nucleotide messenger RNA. RefSeq lists its product as uncharacterized. The record is from RefSeq and is a predicted model, not a curated record. The transcript has a single exon. Lineage: Eukaryota; Fungi; Ascomycota; Dothideomycetes; Acrospermales; Acrospermaceae. Bases 285 to 1217 code for a protein of 310 amino acids.
UUCACCGCACGAACGCGACACGCGACAGCUUCACCGGCGUUGGAGCUAGGGCCCAGCCUCAGUCUUUGCAAGACAAGGCUAGACCACCGGCUUCCGGACCUCCCUUGAACCUUGGCCCAUACUCCCCCCACACUUUAGCCCGUGCACCGUCACCACUACCAGCUUCCAAGCACGCCGUCUACACGCUGCAAUUGUGCACGCCCACCACUCUUCACUCUCCACUCGCUCACUUCGCUGGCCAUACUAUACGAUUUCUUUCACAGUCGUUCCUCAGCCGUUUCCCAAUGGACACAAACCAGAGCGCUGCCCGGCAGGCUCGUCGUUUCUAUCAGGACAACGUCCGGAACGACUGGGUAUGGCCGAACCCACCGAGGCCGAAGCGCUCCGACGACGAGCUCAAGGGCGUAUCGGAAUUCCGCGAGCGUUUCUACGGCACACCUUCAGAGUCUGAAUCCGAGACAAGCCUACAGAAGAAGAGUUCGGGCGAAGCAUAUAAAUUCGACUCCCCAGACAGCGUAGGGCUCGUCGUCGCGGCAAACAAGGAAGAGAAGAUGCGGAAGCGGCGAAAGGACCUGGAGGAGGAGAUGAGCUGGAACGAGGGCCUGGCAGUUUUUGAAGCGCGGCGAGACCAAUGGACGGGCGCAGCAGCAGCGAGAUCACGCAUCUCCAAGGCAAAAAAGCUGCAAUCACGCGUCAAUGGCGGUGAGAGGAAAGCGUCGCAGGCCGAGAGCUCAAAGUCACCCGCAGACUCCGGCACCGAAGUCACCUCGCACUACUUUGCCGAUUCCCACUCUACAUGUUCAGAUCCGCACGCACAGGAAAUCCUUGUCCCGGUGGCGCCACGCCUGCUUGCCCAGAACGCCAUCCGCAUCUCCAUAGGCGAGAAGGUAUACCCAGAUAUCUAUAACAAAGUCGUGCUGAGCGCGAGGACACCCUCGGUGCCCAUAAACCUCUCCGACAUGACCAAGGCACUCGUGCAAGGCUGGAAGGAGCACGGCGAAUGGCCGCCCCGCCCGGCGCCACCGGACCCUCUCGCGGGCCGGCGGAAAAGCAGUAUAGGCCAGAUGCUGGGCGGCCUCGGAAGAAUGAGAAGCGACGAGCCCUUUCUGAAUGCACAUCCACACGUGCGGAAGGGUGUCGAGAGCGUGAAGAAGGUUUUUCGCAUGAGCGGGAGCCAGGGCAGUGGCAGUAGUAACUCGCCAGUCCCGAAGGAGUAAUGUUGUAAAGAGCAGUACGCACGGCGCCAGUCUUUGGAUAUCAUAUUGGU